Molecule: messenger RNA, 3044 nt
Organism: Mauremys mutica (yellowpond turtle)
Lineage: Eukaryota; Metazoa; Chordata; Testudines; Geoemydidae
Product: adenosine deaminase-like
Exons: 11
Coding region: 122-1216 (364 amino acids)
Biological process (GO): adenosine catabolic process; T cell activation; inosine biosynthetic process
Cellular component (GO): external side of plasma membrane; cytosol
Molecular function (GO): adenosine deaminase activity
Source: RefSeq, a predicted model, not a curated record
GCGCGGGCGGGUGUCAGCGAGGCGGGGCCGGCGCGAGAGCUGGGCGGGGCCGGGCUCCAAGGUCCCGGCAGCCCCGAUGUCCCGCCAGUAGCGCGGGCUGGAGGGAGGCAGCGGCUGCAGGAUGGAGCGGGACGCGGGGCAGGGGCCGUCCGUCUUCGACCUGCCCAAGGUAGAACUUCAUGUUCACCUGGAUGGAGCCAUUAAGCCAGAAACAAUCUUAUACUUUGGCAAGAAAAGAGGAAUUCCGCUCCCUGGUGACACUGUUGAAGACCUCUUGCAGCACAUCAGUUACUCGGAGCCACUCACUCUCACCCAGUUUCUAGAAAAGUUUGCUCUCUACAUGCCUGCCAUUGCGGGGGACCGCGAUGCUGUGAGAAGAAUAGCCUAUGAGUUUGUAGAAAUGAAAGCAAAAGAAGGUGUCAUCUAUGUAGAGGUCAGGUAUAGCCCUCAUCUCCUAGCCAACUGCAAAGUUCAUCCUCUUCCAUGGGGCCAAAAAGAGGGCGACCUCACUCCGGAUGAAGUGGUUCACCUCGUUAAUCAGGGAUUACAGGAUGGAGAAAGGGAUUUCAACAUCAAAGCCAGGUCUAUUCUAUGCUGCAUGCGCCAUAUGCCAAGCUGGUCGUUGGAGGUGGUGGAGCUGUGUAAGAAAUACCAGAACAAUACGGUGGUAGCCAUAGACCUGGCUGGGGAUGAGCUGUUGGUGUCUGAGACCUUCCCAGAGCAUAGGAAGGCUUAUGAGGAAGCUGAAAGAUGUGGCAUUCAUCGCACUGUCCAUGCUGGGGAGGUUGGGCCACCCUCUGUCAUCAAGGAGGCAAUCAAUGUCCUGAAGACAGAACGGAUCGGCCACGGCUACCAUGUCCUGGAAGACCCAGCCCUUUAUAGGGAGCUGUUGAGUAGGAAGAUGCAUUUUGAGACCUGUCUUUUGUGCAGUGUCCUCACCGGGGCGUGUGGUCCAGACUUUAGGAAACACCCAGUAAUUCAGUUUAUGAAUGAUAAAGCUAAUUACUCCCUGAACUCUGAUGGCCCGCUCAUUUUGAACUCUACAAUUGAGACUGAUUACAAAAUAGCUAAGCAGUCCCUGGACUUCACUGAAGAGGAGUUCAAGAGAGUGAACAUCAAUGCAGCUCAGUCCAGCUUCCUGCCUAAGAAAGAAAAGAAGGAGCUUCUCAGUAAACUGUAUGAAGCCUACGAGAUGGCCCCGAACAACCCAUCCUAAUCCUGCUUCUACCAGCCGGCAAGGUGCAUUCACCUCUCCCCAUGCGUGCUCGACUCCUCUUUGCUUUAGUGGGAGCAUAGGGGGAGGAGAUGCCAUGGCACCAGCGCAUAAUAUUGGUAUUAUUAUGCUGACCUUUACAGUCCGAGGCAUAUACUAUAAAUCAGUAUUUCCAUGGUUCCCACCAUAUAUACCUUCCUACAGCACCCACGUACUAAAUACGUAUCUGAUUUCCUAUAUUUCUGAUGCACAAAAAUACAGGUGGAAUUUUCUGGCAUAAUUCCAUUGUGGCUUAUGCCAGUUUUACAUCCUGGUGUAAACAAGAGCAAAAUAAGGCCCUCUUUCUUUGUGGGGGUGGUAACAACAUUUUUAUGUGACUUUUUGGUGCUCUAGCUCCCUUGCUGAUCUACCUUAGUCUCUCUCUACACUACAACCUAUUUACCAUUGUAGCAUCCAGCACUACCUGUAUGGCUCUGAGGAUGUCACACGGGCCCAGCUCUGGGCUGAUUGGGAUGCAGGUUGAGAACCUCUGGCCCAAAGUCACUUUAAAACUAGCCCAAAAGUAGCCCAAUGUAUUUAUUGGAAAAAAAGGGUCUGGAAAUGGCCAGCAAUGGAUGGGCAGGCGGUUGCUGUCUGCUGCGGGCAACCCAGGGCAUGCUGCAGCCUGGAGCAUGUUCAUCCCCCCAAGAGAUGACAUGUAGCUGUGGUUAGUUGGGAGGGCACAUGUGCCCCAUUUCUGCAGAAGCAAGAAGGCAGUGCUCCCCCUAGUGGCGGCACUUUGUCAUCCCCAUCUAUUUCCCCAUCCCAUCCCUUCCCCCUUCCUCUCCCCACCCCAUCCCCUUUCUUCCCCACACUGUCCCCCUCCCCCAUUCCCCCAUACCCUUCUCUUCCCCCUACUCUAUAUCAUCCUUCUUCCUUCCCCACUGCCUCUUCCCCCAAACCCUCUUGCCCUGUCCCUCCACGGGCACUCACCGGUUGUACAGAAACAGGACCCAGGACCCAUAGAAGAUGAUGAAGAUGGGCACUAGGACACAGGAGGCAGUGUCCUGGAGCUGCUGCCACACUCAGUGGAGGAGAGGGACGAGCAAGCCUCCUCUCUCCCCACAGGCUGAGCAGAGUAAGCCCUGCUCUGGGCAGGAGAAAUCAGGGGUAGGAGGACUGUGGAGGCACUUGUUCGCAUUCUGGAGAUCCUGAGUGAAAUGUUAUUCUGGUUUAAUUUUAUUUCUAAUUUCUGCUUAAAGAACUAAAAGAAAACUGUCAAAUUCUGCACCAUAGUUCUAGCCAAAUGUGACCCACAUUGUUAGAACCUGGGGGAUAAUGGGCUCUGGGAUUUUAUAUAUAUAUAUAUAUAUAUAUAUAUAUAUAUAUAUAUAUAUGUUGCUUCUGAGUGGAAAGGACACCAGCAGCAUUUCUUCUGCACCUUGGUCUCUCAGCCAAGUCCUGAGCCAACCCAAUCGUGCUGAGCGUAUGAGGUUGGACCCUGAAGGACCUGUGCUCCAAAGUUCAAAUUAAAAUCCUAGAGACAAUAAAUAACCACUGCCAGGGGAGCUGCUCUCUAGCAAAUAGGAUUACAUCAGUGUCAAACUAGUGGAUUGAUUUACAUUUAUUGAGCCCGGCUUCCAGUCCACUCUCAGCUGGAAGUUGUUCCAGCACUUGAGAGCAUAUGAAGCUGGACAUUUGCACUGAUGUCAUUUGAAAUAGCUCCUUGCCCUCUGUUCCCAACGUAGAUGUGAUCUAGUGUGAUGAGUUUGUGAUUCCACAUUUCAGGGGAUAGAAGGGGGGCAGGGAAGAGACCAUUGCACAAAAAACCCCACUCAACUUUAUCUGAGAG